GCUGGUACAAACAGUCGAUCCGUAAUUGUUACUAGGCGACGUGAGAGGCGCUGCAUCAGUUGCAUGGUGUUUGACUUUGUCUAUAGACAUUAGACAUCUGAACCGAUAACGUUUUGUACGCCUGUGUCAGCCCCAAACAAGAGUUUUAUAUCGUCGAGCAGCUCUAACUAUGGUUCCCAAUCCGCGAGGUUUAACCGAGCAAUCAGAGGUGCCUAGAAAUAAUUUUCAUUACAAAUGGAAUAUGCUGUUUGAGAAGGAAAUGAAAGAAUGGAUUGCAUUUGAGCCCACGUUAGGACAUCACGUCUAUGCGUGCUAUUCAUGCCGCCACAUGUUCUACUCUAAGAAGUCAUUUCUUGAUCAUAUUAACAGAAGAACUGUAAAGCUGAAUUAUAGAUGUUUUGGUUGUAGUGGCGAUUUCACAUUUUAUAACAGAUGCUCGUUUCUACUUCACUGUCGAAUGCAUUAUAAUAAGGAUAAAGGAGUCAUAUAUUUAAAUAAUUUGGAAAUUAAAGUAUUAGCCUUUGAUCUGGUCGGUAUGGGUAAACAUCCGGACAUACCAUAUCUAUUUGAUGUCGAGGAGGAUUACGUUGAAGGUGAAACGUUUAUAAAUUCCCAAUUUUAUUCGCCACGAAUCGAAGAUAAAGGAAAAUAUUUAGUCACAUUAAUUCCUUCAGAGGUGCUGAUGAGCGGUACCAAUUCAAUUGGAGAAACAGAAAUGGUGGGAUUGAAGCAGAUUGCAAAGAACAUACCUAAAUGCGAGUUCAUCAAGCUCGAAGCACUUCGCGAAGCGCGAGUAUUAGUUAAAUCAGAACCGGAGGAUUUACAUUCUGUACAGGUUUCAACGGCAGAACCACUCGAGGAACCUAGUAAUAAUAUUCAUAUUACCACAUCUGACCUACAGCCCCUAGCAGCAAAAACACAAAUUAUUUUAUCGGAAGCCCCUCGAAUUUCUUCGCUUGCAGACAAUGGUGACAUGACAAUGCCUGUAAUAACUAAAGUUGAAACUGUAGUCGAGGCCCCGUUAGCAAGCAAGAAAUGCCCAGAAUGUGCUAUGGAAAUACCUGAUAAAUCCGCGACUCACUUUCUAGGAGAGAACAAACCACAAAAUGAGUCAUAUCGCUGUCGGCUCUGUAAACUCAUUUGUCCUACAGAAUGUUCUUUUAAAGCACAUUUGAGAGUUCAUAGCAAAAAGGCACCGUACGUUUGUCCAGAUUGCGGUAUUGAAUUUCCAGCUUUGAAAGAGCUGAUGACUCACAUGGAUGAAGUGUGUUUUCAUAUGGCCAAAUCAGUCAGAUUCAGGUGUCCAGGCAGGCGCUGUGGAAAGAUUUUUGCAUCGGAGGCUACAUUUGGGCCGCAUUUUAAGUCUGUGCAUAUUGAGACACUUUACGGGUGCGGAACUUGCAUGGAUACGUUCGCAGAAUUGGACGAUUGCGAAGAUCACUGCUUAACACAUGCCGAAGAGGCUGUAAAUAUUUUGAAGGUGUUUGCUUGCCCAAGCUGUGAAGAAGAAGAUAUGGAUUGGGAAAUGCUAAAAAACCAUUUAGAAUUCCAUUGUUCGGACUUGUCGCGUUGCAUCUAUAUUUUCAUGUGCAAGUUCUGCAAAUGUUAUUUCAGGUCAGUACAAACGAUGGCAACUCAUAUCGGCCAUUGCAAAGGACACAAAAUUAGUGCACCAAAGCGAGCUCGUCCCAUAAAUAGUGGAAAUGGGAUUGCGGAGAAGAAGUUAUCAGGAAAUGGACCUGCAAACGCAAAGUUUAUGUCCUCAACAUGCAUUGCAUGUGGCAACAGAACGUUAUACUUGAAAUCAAUGCCUUCUCCAUAUUGCUCCAAAUGUUUCAGUCAGCCAAUUCCAGUUGCUUAUAAAAAAUCAUCAUUUACGCAACCUGGAAAAUGCGUUUGCAUUCUUUGUAAAUCCCAAAUCAGCGUUACGGAGCGGCGACGCCAUCAACACGAAUGCAAAUACGGAAAACCACAAGUGUUUGUCGAAAAACUGGAUAUACACAAGAUAGUGGAUAUUGGAAAUUCGACUAAAAAGUGUUCGAGUUCUAGUGGUAGCGAUAUGGAUGGUUCACCACAGAAACAUCCUGCAAGUUCAAGCGACGAAAUACGUCCACGAAAACGACACAAAUUUUCAAGUCCGAAGAAACCACCUGUCCAAAAUGAUUUAAUAGCGGAUAAACCAAUAUCCUUUGACGGUACUUACCAGUGUCGGUUAUGCGAAUAUAAAAACACGAAUCGCAAAGUUUUCCAUGAGCAUAUAACAACUCAUAGAAAUAUUUCCACAGCUUACCAAUGUAUGGAGUGCGGCGAAUGCUUCGUGGUCAAACCUUCAUUAAUUAAACAUUUAGUACAUUUCCAUAAUAUUCUAAAUGAUGACAAAUAUUUCCAACAGAAUGAUUGUUUCGACAAAUGUGCUGUAACGGAAUUAGCUAAAGUUGUUAAGGCUCCUCAUUUGGCAAAUAAUGUUAAAGAUAAUCAAUGUCAAGUGUGCAUGGCUCAGUUUAACACUGAAGAAGAACAUAACAAGCAUUUUAGAUCUCAUGGCAUGGCUUUCCUAAUGAAUAAGUCGAUUUAAAUAAUUGUUGAUAAAUAUUUUUUAAGAACUUCGUUUGUUUGUUGAAGAAGUUUGCAUUA
This is a messenger RNA of Dendroctonus ponderosae (mountain pine beetle), 2634 nucleotides long. RefSeq names its product zinc finger protein 532. The coding region runs from base 170 to 2575 and encodes 801 amino acids. Lineage: Eukaryota; Metazoa; Arthropoda; Insecta; Coleoptera; Curculionidae. The transcript is spliced from 10 exons. The record is from RefSeq and is a predicted model, not a curated record.